This is a messenger RNA of Copidosoma floridanum, 1557 nucleotides long. RefSeq names its product regulator of chromosome condensation. The record is from RefSeq and is a predicted model, not a curated record. Gene Ontology annotation, molecular function: guanyl-nucleotide exchange factor activity. Lineage: Eukaryota; Metazoa; Arthropoda; Insecta; Hymenoptera; Encyrtidae. Gene Ontology annotation, cellular component: cytoplasm.
AUGGUGUGGGAUGUUAUAUACGGAACGAAUCGGCGUGGAGACCAAAGCAUCGGACAAUGGCCUCAUAUGGCCCAGCGCGACGUACUCGUCCAUGAAUUGAGAGUACUCGAUGGCCUUAUUUUGGUUCCGAUGAAGCUUACAAACAGUAGAAAAGCACAAAUAGGUAACAGUUGCUUUUUAAAAAACUGUGUAACAAGCUUACUAUCAUCGUUCAACUGGCUCAAUGACAUAGCUUCGAAAGUGCCACCAAAAAAAGAGGUAACACUUAAGCGAAAGUGUUCAGUAUGGCAAGACAAGUUAGCCAUACCUGUAAAACGGGCUAGAACUUGUAAUACAAAGCAAGAGAUAUUGCAGAUUGAGGAUCCAGUAGCUAAGGCGAUCCGCCGACAAGGGAGCACCAGUGGUGCUACCCUUACAUGUGGCCAAGGGGACACUGGCCAGCUGGGACUAGGAGAGGAAGUCUUAGAAAAAACAAGAUUCACGGAAGUCUCGAAAUUAAAAGAUGUUAUUUCCGUAGCUGGUGGAGGAAUGCACAACAUAAUCCUCACCAAUGAUGGUUGCGUUGCAACCUUUGGCUGUAACGACGAGGGGGCAUUGGGAAGAGACAUUACAGAGUGUGGAGAAGCUACCCCAGGAUUUGUAGAGUUGCCUGGGCGGGCUAUACAAGUAACCGCGGGUGAUUCACACAGUGCCGCUCUUCUUGAAGAUGGGAGGGUUUAUUGUUGGGGAGCAUUUCGGGAUUCACACGGAACUUUAGGAUUAAUCAAUAGAAAAAAAGAAGAGACUCCAAUUGAAAUUCUACAUAACACAAAAUUUUUGAAAAUAGCGUCUGGGUCAGAUCAUAUUGUUCUCCUGGAUAUCACUGGGACAGUAUUUACGUUUGGAUGUGCCGAGCAGGGCCAGCUCGGCAGAGUUUCGGUAAGAAAACUAGACCGACAUAGUAGACGGGGAAAGGACCAACUUCUCACCCCAGAGAAAGUCUACUUUCACAUAAAAAAAAAUAUCAUUAUUAGAAAUAUUUGGGCUGGUAGCUUUUCCACGUUCGCUGAAGCAGGGAAUGGUGACCUGUAUGUUAGUGGGCUUAACAACUAUAAUCAGAUCGGUCUUAAAGGAUGUGAUAAAACCUUACAUCCGAAGGUUUCGCACACAUUCAGCAGACACAGAUGGAUGCAAAUUAGCUCAGGUCAGCAUCACACAGUUGCUGUGAACGAUCAAGGACAAGUUUAUACAAUCGGGCGUAAGGAAUACGGAAGAUUAGGCCUUGGAAGCCUAUGCGAGGAUGCUCAGGAGCUGAUUCCAGUGCCCAAGCUGGAAAACUUAAAGUGUAUUGACGUGGCAGCUGGUACUGCACAGUCGUUUGCCGUCACAAAUACUGGAACACUCUAUGCCUGGGGCAUGGGCUCGGAAGGUCAGUUAGGAACUGGUAAAGAGGAAGAUAUAUACGAGCCUGAAUUAAUUAAUUCAAAACACGUCAAAGAUGCAUUUGUCCUCCAGGUAUCUGGAGGAGGGCAGCACACGAUUAUUUUAGUAAAAAAACCACAUUCUUCGUUAAUAUAA